Messenger RNA from Argiope bruennichi, 960 nucleotides. RefSeq lists its product as uncharacterized. The record is from RefSeq and is a predicted model, not a curated record. The coding region runs from base 1 to 960 and encodes 319 amino acids. The transcript has a single exon. Lineage: Eukaryota; Metazoa; Arthropoda; Arachnida; Araneae; Araneidae. Gene Ontology annotation, molecular function: catalytic activity.
AUGAAUAGUUUUCUUUCACAAACACAUUUGCGUGUUCCUCAGCUCAACCUGCAUAAAUCAAAUUGUGUUACACAGCAGCUUAUUUUGAAUAUGGAAUCUCGGAAUAUUGAUAUUGCAUUGGUUCAAGAACCUCAUUCGUAUAAAGGAACUCUUCCGGGAUUUCCUUCGUCAUAUAGAGGUUUCUCCAGUCAAAACUCUGACCUAAUUAAAGCAGCUAUUAUAGUCAGAAAUAGAAAUAUUUCAGCUUUUCUGGAUAUAAAUUAUCUAGAUUAUAAUAUGGUGACAGUGCAUAUCAAUAUUAACAGAAUUUCUUAUCCAUUUGUUUCGUACUUCUUCGAACCCUCCUCGAAUAUUGAUUCUGAUUUACAAAAAAUAAACCGAUUCUUCACCAACGUUCCCAUAAACAAGCUGGUCGGGUCUAUGGAUGCUAAUGAUAAAUCUGAAACAUGGUUCAGUCCCCUUUCCGACUCUAGAGGAAUCAAACUCACCGAAUUUAUUAGUACGCAUAAUCUCUUUGUCAUUAAUGAAGACUGUGGUCCUACAUUUUGUGGAUCACAAGGAUCUAGUUACAUUGAUGUAACUGUUGUUGGAACGGAUUUACUGGAAGAUUUUUCUUGUUGGCACUUGCCUACUUAUGAUUCUCUAUCUGACCACAAAUCAAUUGAGUUUGAAGUAAUACUGGAUCCACAUCCUCCACCAAAAAAAGGCGAACAUUGCACUUUCCAUCUUAAAAAAGCGAAUUGGAAACUCUUUUACAACAAAUCGAAAUAUUUGCUGUCAAGUAUCGGUAAUCUCAUUUAUUCCUCCCAAGAUCCAGAUACUCUGCAUGAUGUCACAGAUGAGCUCAUUUCCAUUAUCCAAAAGUAUUGUAAAAUGCCCAUUCCGAUUAAAAAGAAAAAAAUUGCACAGUGUUCCCUGGUGGACAACAAAAAUCGAUUGCAUGUUAAGAAAGCAUGUUAA